AAUCAAAAUGAAACUUAUAUGGAGUGCGCCGGUGCGGUGGCAGCAUUGGUAGGCAGUGGCUAUCAAAGCAAUAGAAUUGCUAAAUCGAACGUUCACCGACGACAUGGCAGUAACAGCAGCAAUUGCUCGUGUUUUUCUCUCCAAUCCUUUCUUGCUCAGUAAAAAUUAUUUCUUAUCCUUCUCCCGCUAUCGGUUCUCAUCCCGUUUUCUCUCAACAGCAUCGACGAACCCUCUCUCCUCUACUUGUUUUACUGCAAACCACCAGUUGUCCAUGGACCUCAAACCCAACUCCUUAGUACUUGGUAGAACUGCAACCGCAUGGAGAUUAUUCAGCUCCAAGUCCAACACCAACAGCUCCGCUACCUUCGAUUGGUCCGACGACGAAGAUGACACCCCUACUUCGCAAAAUCAAAAGACAAAGACAAAGGAGAUAGACAAGAGCAGGCUUCCCCCACCCUACGACCCGUUCAGCAAGAAACCCGUGAUCGAAGAUCCCAAAGACCCAAAAGACCUCCAAGAGAUCUUCCACAAGAUGAGAACUGAAGGCCUCAUUCCCAACGCCGUCAAGAUGUUCGACGCUUUGUCCAAGGACGGCCUAACCCACGAAGCCUUGGAGUUGUUCUCCAUUAUCAAGGAUAAGGGCAACAUGCCAGAUGUCGUUGCGCAUACGGCCGUAAUCGAGGCCUACGCCAAUGCAGGACAGAGCAAGGAGGCCCUCAAAGUCUACAUGCGAAUGUUGGCUUCAGGCGUCAAGCCUAAUGCCUAUACAUAUACUGUCUUGAUUAAAGGCCUUGCAGCGGAUGGAAAAUUGGAGGACGCUAAGAAGUUAGUGAUGGAGAUGAUGACUAAAGGAAUGAAACCCAAUGCUGGAACGUACACGGCAUUGUUCGAGGGAUUCGCGAGGGAGGAGAAGAUGGCAGAAGGGAAAGAGUUUCUGGAGCAGAUGAAGUCCAAAGGGUUCGUCCCCGAUGAGAAGGCUGUCAGAGAGAAUCUUAGCAAAAGGGGUCCAAUUUUUAGAAGCGUUAUGAAUCUCUUGUUUGGCAAGUAAUGUAAGUUAAAUCAUUAGUAUGAUGUGAUAUGUUUGAUAGUUAUUAGCAAUUUUCACCAUAGGUUAUCAGUAUGAAGAAUGUUCUACCAAGAAACGUAGUGUAACUUAUGUUAUCUCAGCACAAAAAUUGUUUUAAGGGUUGCUGAUCAAAAAAACCAAAAUGUUAUAAGAGUUGAAGAGCAAAGCGCUUUUUCUAUUAGGUUGGUUAAUA
Nelumbo nucifera (sacred lotus) is the source of this 1259-nucleotide messenger RNA. RefSeq lists its product as uncharacterized. Gene Ontology annotation, molecular function: protein binding. NCBI's taxonomy places the organism in Eukaryota, Viridiplantae, Streptophyta, Magnoliopsida, Proteales, Nelumbonaceae. The record is from RefSeq and is a predicted model, not a curated record.